CAUGGCCCUGGUUCUGCAGCUGUUGCUGCUCUCAGGAACUCAAGGGGACCCGAGGGCUUUCCUGGAGGGCCGCCCUGGGGACCGGGUGAAUCUCUCCUGCGUAGGAGUCUCGCACCCCAUCCGCUGGGCCUGGGCACCUAGCUUCCCAGCUUGUAAAGGCUUGUCCAAAGGACGCCGUCCGAUCCUGUGGGCCUCGGCGAGCGGAACUCCCACCGUGCCACCUGCCCAGCCCUUCGCAGGCCGUCUACGCGCCCUGGACCCUGGCAUCCGGCGGCUGGAGCUGCUCCUGAGCGCGGGAGAUUCGGGCACCUUUUUCUGUAAGGGCCGCCAAGAGGAUGAGAGCCGUACGUUGCUUCAUGUGCUGGAGGACGGGGCCGAUUGUAGGCCUCCCCACAGGCCCACGUACCCGCAGCUCCUGAUCCCGCUGUUAGGCGCCGGGUUGGCGCUGGGACUCGGAGCACUGGGCGUGGCCCGGUGGUUGCGCAGGCGCUCUCCCCCGCACCAGCUUAGACCACUGUCCAGAUUUGCUCCACUCGUCAAAGCCGUGAAAGCCGAGCCGCAGAGGCCAAUAAUGAAAGAGGAGCCCAAACUCCCAGGAGACCCGGACCAGGAGCCGAGCCUGCUCUAUGCGGAUUUGGACCAGAUGGCCCUCAGAAGCCCCCGCCGGCUGUCCCCCGCAGUCCCUGCUGAUGCCUCCACCAUCUAUGCAGUUGUUGUCUGAAGGGAAACCCUUACUCCAGAUCUCACAAUCUGAGGCUCAUAGCUCUCCAUAGGUCUCGUCCCCCCCUCAUCUGGAAAAGGAAGGCACCAUGGGAAAGAAAUGAACACUAGACUGAGUGGAUUCCAGGCUAUCUCUGCCACUGAUCUGUCUCCUUCAGUUACUCCCAUCUCUCCUUCAUCACUGGCGCCCUCUCCCAACUGCUAAACCCAAUCAAGCCCUGCCUCCCCAUCUUAAGACAUCAACAACUCUCAGAUAGUUGCCCUAUCUCUUCCCUUCCCUUCACAGUCAAGCUUUGUGAACCAGUGUCCUACACCUGCUUCUUCUAUUUUCUUCUUCAUUCUCCCUCCUACUGCUCAUCUGCUGAAACUGCUCAUCUGCUCUCCAUAACGUGCCAGUGAUGUCCUAAUGGCCACACCCAGUAAAAAUUGUUUAGCAUUCAUCUGAUUGGCCUUUGACUACUGCCUUUUUUAAACUUUUCAUUUGCUACUGGUGACUUCCUUCUGGACUCCUCGUCCACGUUCCCCACACCCAUAGCAUUCCUAACCAUUAUAGGUUUGUCCUUUUCUUUCUUCCUCUUCUCUGUCUUCUGAGAAGCUCUCAUUCACAGCCAGGCAUUCAGCCCUCACUCCUGCAAUGACACCCAGAUCUCUCUCCAGCUCACUUCUCAAAUCUGGAAUUUCCAAAACUGUCCCAGGGACAUCCCUGCCUGGCUGGCCCCAGGCAUCUUACACACAGCAUAUCCAAAUUCCAACUCAAUGUCAUUUCCCAAGCCACCCACUCAAUCCUCUGGAUUCUGUCUUGGUCAACCCAGUUGCCCAAGCCAGAAACUGGGAGUCAUGCAGAUCUCUUUCCCCUCUCACCCUCACACAGUGAGCUGCCAAAUCCUCUCUGUUUCUGUCUUAUCACUGUCAAAUCCACACCCUUCUCCAUGCCCAGCAUUGCUGCCUGAAUGUAUUCUCAUUUCCUGCCUGCAUUGUCCAUAGCCCCACCUCACACCUGCUCAUGUCCACCUCCCUGUAGCCAGAGAUCUUCCCCAAAUGCUAAAGUGCUCCUGACAGCCCUUAUUCCAGAACUACAGUAUUUCUCUCCUUAGCCUUUAGCUCUGAGCCCAUGGUCCUUGGCUUUGGGUACAAGGUGCUACAGGACUGUCCACUCUCCAGGCUCAUCCCUGUCACUACUCUGCAUGCAUACAACAUGCCAGCCUUAGUGAAAUUCUCCUCAGCUCCCAAAUGUGCCUUUGCCUAUGCAGUCCCUUCUUCCUGGAGUACGCUUUCCCCUCCUUUCCACUAAUUGCCUAAUUCUUAUUCAUCUUCAGGACUCAGUUCAAGUGUAACAUUUUUUGGGAAGCCUUUUCUGACCUUCCUUGCCCUAUCUCUGCAUACACUCUGAUGCCUGAGGGAGCCCCCUUAUUUUGCUCAUAGCAACAGCCACCUGGGAAUUUUUCCAUUACAACCUGUAUUUCAGUUUACAACUGAGUUCCCUGACUUCAGGGGGACUGACCCUUUUUUAUAUUACUGCCAUGCCUCAGUACAUGAGUGAAUGAAAACGAAUGUCCUUGGAUGCAUCAUUUCUUCCUCUCUCUCACAUCGGGGUGAGCUGGUAAUCUACCCUUCUCUGAAUCAUCUGACAUUUAGAUAAAUCCAGAGUGAUCCACCCACACUGUCCCUUCUCUGCUCUGGACACGCUCCACAAUAGAAAUUCUCUCUUGUCCAUCUUGCACCCAAGCACCUAUGAUAGGGCUGGGCAGUGAGUAAGUACUUAACGAGGGUUUG
Messenger RNA from Trichechus manatus latirostris (Florida manatee), 2493 nucleotides. RefSeq names its product megakaryocyte and platelet inhibitory receptor G6b (gene MPIG6B). The record is from RefSeq and is a predicted model, not a curated record. NCBI's taxonomy places the organism in Eukaryota, Metazoa, Chordata, Mammalia, Sirenia, Trichechidae. Gene Ontology annotation, cellular component: plasma membrane. Bases 2 to 721 code for a protein of 239 amino acids. Gene Ontology annotation, biological process: platelet formation; integrin-mediated signaling pathway; blood coagulation. The transcript is spliced from 6 exons.